Messenger RNA from Penicillium malachiteum, 384 nucleotides. RefSeq names its product DUF3602 domain-containing protein. The record is from RefSeq and is a predicted model, not a curated record. The transcript has 5 exons. Bases 1 to 384 code for a protein of 127 amino acids. Lineage: Eukaryota; Fungi; Ascomycota; Eurotiomycetes; Eurotiales; Aspergillaceae.
AUGCCUGACGAGUCGCCUAUGAUCUCCCACGGCCGCGGAGGUCAAGGAAAUAUCGGUCACGAUUCCACGCAAUACAUUGACGGUGAGAUCGUCCGCGAAGGUUCCUACGGUGACCAAGGUGAUGGAGCAUACUCUUCCGGCCGCGGCGGCGCAGGAAACAUCGGCUCCCCAAACGUGCGCCCAACCUCCAAAGUGCCCCACGACGCGGAAAUGAUCCCCGAACUAGCCGUCCGCAAUUCCACCGAUGAGACAUACCACACUGGUCGUGGUGGUCAGGGAAACGUUCAUCUUGACGAGCAGAAGGAAAAGGAGAAGGAGAAGAAGCAUGUUGCGCAUGAGGGGUUGGCGGAUCGAUUGAAGAAUAAGCUUCUGGGGAAGAAGUGA